GAGGGAAUUGUGAUUCGAUAUGAGUUGGUUUAGCCUUGACUGCUUGUUGGGGACGGUGGGAGAUGAUAAUUAGUGUUAACAAAACAUGGAAAAGACAGACUCAAAGCCAUCAAGUGCACAAUUUAGAAAGAAGAGGAAAGAAGGAGAGGAGAAACGGGCCAAAGAUAAAGGCAUGGAGCUAUAGCAUCACUUAAUGUACACCACAUUAUGGAAUCAAAAGAGAUCAAAUAAGCUAACGUUACUUGGUGGCUAUAGACUAACUGCUGUUCAGUUGUUUUCUUGACUGAGAGUUUUAAUUGUGUAAAUGUGGAUUUAAGUUAAAUGCAGUUUAAGGGGAACUCAAGCUUGUGAAAUAAGCACCUUUCUGUAGUUGGAAAAAGUUGAAGUGUGUUGAGGUGGUGUGAAUGGAGGCUGAGAGAGAAAAAAAAAAAAAACUAGUAGUGAGAAUUUGUGUCGGCGAUGGGGGGGGGGGGCACCACGGCUUCGGUUCGCCCAGGGCGUCAUUCAAGCCGAACCGCCACUGGCACCACGACAAAGAGGUGAAAGGUCAUCUUUCUGCCCACGAUGACUCAAAGCGGGGAGGCAUUGAUGACCAGAGUGCAAUCAGACAAGGAGGAUCAGUCUAAAGUUCAUGGCUCAGAAAGACCAGCAUGCAGACACAGCAGAGGUUUCAUUCUGACGGGGAACAGCAGGACAAGAGGAGACAUUUUAAGUUUUUGUGUUUAUUUCACGACACUGAAGGCAGCGCUGCAGGAGCACAAAAGCUAAAUUCCUGGUGAGCGGAGAAGAUGGACAUCCUUGAGACACAUGCCUAUGACAGGCGGCAGAGGAGAAACAUGUCAUGUGCUCUGCUCCUCUCUCUCUCGCCGUUCUUUUGGACCUCUGCCAUGUACUUCUACCUGUGGACUCCUGACUCCCCGGCGUCCAUCCUGCUGGCGGGUGUCAAAUCAGCACCAACGCUCCUGCUGGCUGGGGCAGUGCUGAGCUGGAAAGGAGGUCAAAGUUUUGUGGCGGUAGGACUCAUCUUGUCAGCUGUGGGCGACUUCUGCCUGGUGUGGCCUGAGUUUUUUCUCCACGGAAUGGCUGCAUUCGCCGUGGCUCACCUGCUCUACUCGCUGACCUUUCUCUCACACCGAUAUAAGACAUAUUCCUCUUCCUCGUGCGCUUCCCUCUUAUAUCUCAUCCUGGUCCUGAUCGGAGGAGGUUUUUUCAUAUACCUCUAUCCAUUUCUGCAGAAGGAACCAAAUUCAGAUGUCCUAAUUCCCGCUGUGGGGGUCUACAUUGUCCUUAUCAUGCUGAUGGGGAUGUUAGCCAUGAGAACACAGCGUGCAUUUACAACAUUGGGGAGUCUGUUCUUCAUGGUGUCGGACUUUGCAUUGGCUCUGCAAGUGUUUAAGGUAAUAGCACCUGUGCAGCACGGUCAGACUGUUGUCAUGGUGACAUAUUACUUGGCACAGCUACUGAUUAGUGUGGGGGAUAUGAAGGCAGUGGAAAAGAAGAAUGACUUUGGAAAAUGGAAGCGGGCCUAACCAGUAACCUAACCUAGUUUUUUGGAGGUUUGGAGGGGGGAGGCGCAAGCGUAAGUCAACCUUAACAUCUACUACCACACACAGCCUAACUCAAUGACAGCUUGAAAUGUAAAAAAAAAAAGAAAGUUUGCUUUGUAUUUUAACAUUUACUAUUGUCGAGAAAAAAAGAUGACUCAUCAUGAUUUGGAAUAGUUGUAUUCUGUCAGUGACUUAACGUGAUAUCAAUAUUUAUGUGCGAGUUGUCCAUGUGAACUGAUCAUCACGUGUAUAAAAAUACUCCUGAGUGUUUUCUCAAUAAUAAAUAACACGCGAACAUUUACAGCAUCCAUUAGUAUCAGCUAAACAGUUCUUGGAGAAAUAAAAAUGAAAUAUAUUGAAUUUGAUUUGCGGCGCCCUGGACAAUAUUGGGGAGUAUUGUUAAAAGAAUGAUUCUGACUGUUCCACUGAAUUGUGAGUUAUUGAAUGAUAUCAACUACUUUGAUUACCUGUAAACUUUGAAACUGUGAGCGUUAAAUACAAGUAUUUACUGUAGUAGUUUCAAAGUUUGCUGGUUAGAUUUUAUAUAUCUUUUAUAGUAAGAGAGAUCAUGUCGUCCUGUAAUGUGCAUGCUGAAAAAGUGCAUGCACCUCCGAUGGACAUGUACAACGUACAUAAAUUCAUUAUAGUGGGAGGAGGUAGAUCUUUGGGACUUGGUUAUUUUAAAAGUAGCUCGCAGGCUGAAAAAGUGUGAGCACCCCUGAUUUAAACUAACAAAAACUUCCAUGCUAUAAUCCUGAUUGCAGUUGACCGUGUUACAUGUUAGAGCACCAAAAUCCGGUAGUAAACCCCAUCACAGGUCAGCGGUCCAUUCCAUGAUCGUCUGACUGGCGUCCACGGAAACAAGCCAUCCUGAGGCGCUCGCAGAAUUCCAGUUCUUCCUGUUGUUGACAAAACAGGAACUACAGGUCAGGUUAGUGGUUAUUAAUGUAAAAUUCCUUCAAAUCCAAGCUUUACAACAAAGGCGCUCUCCAAACGAGCCUCUCGUCACCACCAAAAAAAAUAAAAAAUUUUAAUUAUAUUCAUUCUCACAACGUAUUUUUGGAUAACAAAACUACUACCUGACUAUUUUGUGCAAAGCCAAGGCAGAGAAAGGCAUGGGGGUUUGGCUAUGGGCAAGGGAAGACCCUUUAAAUUAGAGGAGAUAACAGAUCUUUGUUGUUAUAACUUUCCUGAACUUUGCAAUGCGUAACACAUGAAUCCUAAUAACAGGCAAAUGCAUUCAGAUGAGUAUGAAGGAGCAUCAUUUGGUACUGAUGCAAAUUGUUCCGCCUCUCGGCUUCUGUGACACACCUGACUUUCAUCUUUCCCAUGGAGCUCCGUGGCUCGCAGUAGCAGUAACUCUUCCAGAUUGAGAGAUGGAUCACUGCAGUCUUUUAGCCCCUUCUCACAGUCUUCCACCAGGCUGGGAGGCGUGGCACAUGACAAAGACGUGCAGUGUUACUCAGCCAUGAUCAAUGUCCAUCCAUUAUUUACCCUGCUAGUCCUGCUCCUGCUAUUGCAGCUCACUUAGCAUGAAAAACAUUUCAAACACUGGAUCGCUAUGUGAACCAACUACAAAUCCAAUUGCCCUGUCGCCGAUGUCAGUUGAUGUUCCUACCAACAAAGGCUGCCAAGCACAAGUUCAUGAAACGGUACUGUGUGUGGAGUGCGGAGCAUGGAGACCAGCUGCUGCACCAUCCCCAUAGAGAUCACUGUGUCUGCAGGAUGUUUGAAAGAGAAAGGAUUUGAUGUGAGAAGGUUAAGAAGAAGGAACGCCGACUUAGUCUGGAGCUUCUCGUCUUCAGACUGCAUGCCUCUCAUCAGCACUGAGAAGCCGUCAUGAGACAGAAACGCCUCCAGUCCCGCCUCCUGCUCUCGGACCAGACCUGCAUUCACAACACAACUGAUGAUGCUAACAUAACCUGGUUUGCAUGCCUCAUAAUGAGCAUUGGUGUUUCUGUGACAUACAUGAGACUGCAUAAAGGGCUUUCACUCUCACUGUGGGGUGGGGGUCCGAGUCUGUCAGCUGUAGAAGUUUUGGCAAAGCACCGAUCUUUAGCAAGUGGACCUGCACUUGCGGCAUGUUCUGAGCACAGGAAGCAAUGAGCUGGGCAGCGCGCCACCUCAACCCACUUUGGGCGUGACACAAAUAUUUGGUGACGCACACGUCCAGCCCCCCCAGAACCAUCAGAUCUGUAACAAAUGUGUCUAUUCCUUUAUAACAGUCACACAAGUCAUUUCUAUGUGGAUGAUGAUUACAUGGUCGUACCGACCUCUGGCGUUAUCAAGAUUCUCGCACAAAUCUGACAGCAACUCAAAGGCUGAUUCACGCUUAUCACCAUCAUCCCUAUCUUCCUCUCCGUUCACAUCCUCCUUGUUUAGGACUGUCAAACACUGCUUCAUCUGCUCCACUUCAUCCAUCUGACCUUUGAAGACCUCUGCAAGAGCCUCCCUUAGCAUUGAACUCCUCUGAAAGACAGACUAUUACAGUUGAUGACAAAGAUGAGCCAUUCACCAGCCUGAAGUCAAGAGCACUCUGGAGGCAUGAAAACAUCGCCACUGGAUGAUGCUGCCACCACCAUGCUUCACUGUAGGGAUGCUGUUGGUCAGGUGAUGAGCGGCGCCUGGCUUCCUCAAGUAUGACACCUGGUUUUCAUUGUCUGAAGUCCUUCAGGUGCCUUUAAGAAAGGCUUCCGACUGGCCACUCUACCACACAGGCCUGAUUGGUGUCGUAAUGCAGGGAUGGUUGUCCUUCUGAAAGGUUCUCUUCUCUCCACAGAGGAACGCUGGCGUUCUGUCAAAGUGACCAUCAGGUUCUUGGCCACCUCCCUGACUAAGGCCCAUCUCCCCUGAUCACUCAGUUUAGAUGGCCAGCCAGAAUCCUGGUGGUUCUGAGCUUCUUCCAUUUUCGGUUUAUGGGGCCCACGUUGCUCAUUGGGACCUUUAAAGCAGCGGAACUUUUUCUGUACCCUUCCCCAAAUUUGUGCCUGGAGACAAUCUCUUUGGCUUCAUGCCUAGCGAGCCUUUCCAAAUCAUGUCCAAUCAACCGAUUAUCCCACAGAUGGACGCCAAUGAAGCUGAAGAAACAUCUCAAGGAUGAUCAGCGGAAACAUGAUGCACCAGAGCUCAAUUUUCAGCUUCACAGCAAAAUGCUUAAACGUAGGUCAGAAACACCCAGUGGGCGUGCGUGUGACAUGCAAAGGUUCUCUGUCAUGCCAAACAAACUCUACAGGCGCUGGCUUUUUUCAGGUUGCAAGACAAACUAACGCACUUUGUAUGUAAUUGCUUCAAUAACACGAACACAUACACGUGAUUAACGCAACAAUAACAGUGGCCGUUAGAAUGAUCAAAUGGGAAAUAUACACACUCUACAUUGCUUUAUACAUGUACUUUAUGUGUGCAGUAUGUGCACUUCCGAAAUCCACAAUUAACCUACCUCGUGUGAAAUGGGUUCAGCCGGAGCGGGUCCAUCUGCACCGGAACCAGCAACGAUUGCCAACUGUAAUACCCCCUGAAGAUUCGGAGGAUAUCUCCUACUUUGUCUGCCUUCUGCCAUGUUGACUGGAGACGCUUUGAAUGCAAGUAACCGCGGGUAGGGCCACACGUGAACAUACACGUGCACGUCACUAUUCAAAACACUGGUAGAACUUCCUGCCGGCUAUAUUCGAUUACAUUUAAAUGCACAACUUACCUUUAAAAGGGAAUACACAUUCUCUUUCUGAUGGUCCCACAUGUUGAACACAGCAAGUAGGGUGGGCUGAACGAUCCAAAUAUCGAUAGUACAGAUAUCAAAAGAUACCAGCGUGAUCAGUUGUCUGCUUAUUUUCACAUGGGAAUAAUUUUGUUGACAUAUUGUUGUAUUAAAUACUAUAUUGUUAUUGUAUUAAAUAUGGCUCACAACUAAGUUUGUUUCAAAAAAAUAUUUUGUUUGCUUCAAAUCUUAAAAAUGUCCUGUUUUAUUCUGAUUCUAAUCAUGAUCAACAAAUGGAUUGCUCUUGUAUGAGAUUUUAUUUGAUUCUGCAGCUGUACCAAAUGUUUGACAUAUUUACAGUAUAUCACUGAUAGUUUCAUGAGUUGCCUAUGUGAACCGAUCAUGUAUAAAACCAUUGUGUUUUCUUAAUAAAUAACAAGAAAAUUGACAACGUCCA
Molecule: messenger RNA, 5695 nt
Organism: Dunckerocampus dactyliophorus (ringed pipefish)
Lineage: Eukaryota; Metazoa; Chordata; Actinopteri; Syngnathiformes; Syngnathidae
Gene: tmem86b
Product: transmembrane protein 86B
Exons: 5
Coding region: 789-1529 (246 amino acids)
Cellular component (GO): membrane
Source: RefSeq, a predicted model, not a curated record